Eimeria tenella is the source of this 372-nucleotide messenger RNA. RefSeq lists its product as uncharacterized. The record is from RefSeq and is a predicted model, not a curated record. The coding region runs from base 1 to 372 and encodes 123 amino acids. Lineage: Eukaryota; Apicomplexa; Conoidasida; Eucoccidiorida; Eimeriidae. The transcript has a single exon.
AUGUUCGUCACUGUAGUAGAUGCCAUUGUUAUUAUUUUCAUCAACUCUUUGUUCGCCUGGCUCCUUCCCAGGGGGCCCCUCCUCGCAACAGCAGCAGUUGCCUUCAUUUUCCUUCUCCACGGCCUUCUUGAGGCCCUCUUGGGACCCCUGCUCGUCCUCGCCCCAGACGAGGAGGAGCCGGGGGGCCCCCUGGGGCCCCUGGGGGGCCCCCUGGGGGGGCCCCUGGGGGGGCCCCCACCCACUCACAUCGAACGCAGCCACAACAACCCCGCACGCGCAGCAAGGGAAACAGAUGGACUCACUCCGCAUCAGAGGGAGGCACUGCUGCACAGAGAGGUCUCCCUGCCCUCCACUGCCUGCCCCAGCAACUAG